Molecule: messenger RNA, 5275 nt
Organism: Pygocentrus nattereri (red-bellied piranha)
Lineage: Eukaryota; Metazoa; Chordata; Actinopteri; Characiformes; Serrasalmidae
Gene: poglut1
Product: protein O-glucosyltransferase 1
Exons: 11
Coding region: 117-1286 (389 amino acids)
Biological process (GO): protein O-linked glycosylation; positive regulation of Notch signaling pathway
Cellular component (GO): endomembrane system
Molecular function (GO): UDP-xylosyltransferase activity; UDP-glucosyltransferase activity
Source: RefSeq, a predicted model, not a curated record
GUUUGUUAAAAUCACGUAAUAAAAUCAUCCGAGAUCCGUCAGACAGGACUAGUCGACACUGGCAGACUCGAUCAAGUUUACUCCUCAGUCAGUCACGACUAAGCGAUGCAGAGAUAAUGGAGCUGCUGUGGCUGUUUACGCCGCUUUUCCUUUGGCUCCUGGCUGGAACUGAGUUUAGUCUUGCUGAUAAAGAAAUACAGUGGCAGAAAUAUCUCAAUAAGAUUGCUGAAGGAGCGAAGAAGUACCAGCCAUGCAGCCAGGAGAACUGCAGCUGCCACAUCAGCGUCCUGAAAGGUGACCUGUUGCCGUUCAGAAAUGGUAUAUCAAAGGAGCUGAUGUCAGACACGGUGCAGCGUGGUGUGGGGACACACUACCAGAUCAUCGGACAAAAGCUGUACCGAGAACAGGACUGCAUGUUCCCAGCCAGGUGCAGCGGAGUAGAGCAUUUUAUCCUGGAAGUGAUUGACCGAUUGCCUGAUGUGGAGAUGGUCAUUAAUGUGCGUGAUUACCCUCAGGUUCCUGGAUGGUCUCAGCCACUGCUGCCUGUUUUUUCCUUCAGCAAGACACCAGACUACCGGGAUAUCAUGUACCCUGCAUGGACAUUUUGGGAGGGAGGUCCUGCAGUGUGGCCGAUUUAUCCCACUGGACUGGGUCGUUGGGACUUGAUGAGAGAUGACCUGAAAAAAUCAGCAGCUCAGUGGCCCUGGAAAAAGAAAAGUUCCAAAGGGUACUUCAGAGGCUCCAGGACCAGUUCAGAGAGAGACCCUUUAAUCCUGCUGUCAAGAGAGGCUUCUGACCUGGUGGACGCAGAGUACACCAAGAACCAGGCCUGGAAGUCAGAGAAGGACACUCUGGGAAGACCCCCAGCCAAAGAAAUUCCCCUGGUUGACCACUGUGAAUACAAAUACCUCUUUAAUUUCCGUGGGGUAGCAGCCAGUUUUCGUUUCAAGCACCUAUUCCUCUGCGGUUCCUUGGUGUUCCAUGUAGGGGAGGAGUGGGUAGAGUUCUUUUACCCUCAGCUCCAGCCCUGGGUGCACUACAUCCCUGUCAAACAGGACCUCUCUGACCUCAGGGAGUUGUUGCUGUUUGUCAAGGAAAAUGACAAAGUAGCAGAAUCCAUCGCAAUAAGAGGUCAGAAUUUCAUCAAGGAUCACCUUCAUAUGGAAGAUGUGUCCUGCUACUGGGAGAGGCUCCUCACUGACUUCAGUAAGCUGCUCACGUACAAGCCCAAGCGCAAGUCCAGCUACAAGCAGGUCACCCACAAACCCAGCAGGUCCGAGCUUUGACCUGAGCACUGUUUCAUUCUUUAUGUUCAGACCGUCAUGAUUGUUCGUCAUCCACAUUUUAAAGAAUGGUGAGCGAUUAAAGACGUAUUCCGUAUUAGUCACAUAGUAGUCAGCAAACAAUUCUUAUCAGUCACAGCAUAAUAAGAUUGAAGGUAAUAACUGAAAGUAAGCCUGGAGUUCAGAGGUUAAAAAUGUAUCCCUUUUGAGGGGGAAUUGCCCCGAUUUUCCAACUUUGCUGCAUAGUUCAGUUGUUCAGAUGCAAACAAUGUGGUUAAUGUAGAAAAAAAUGAUUAACUCUUUAUAGUGGUGGUGAUAGAAACGAGGGGACCGGAUGUCUGGAACACAAAUUUAGCCAUUUUUCUUAUUAUCCAAACCACUACAGAUCCUACACGUAAUGUUGAUAAUGGUGAAUUUGGUAUAAAUUCAAACAAAUAUGUUUUUUUUUUGGGUUCUAUUUUGCCUUGCAGCAACCUGCAUGUACCUCUUCACCCUGAGUGUAUUUUAAUAAAUGCAUUUUGGACCAAAACCUUAAUCUAUCAUAAAAUACUGUGUCAGACAUCAGACUCUGUACUUAUAUCUGUUUCAUGUAAUAACUGUCUGCUUUUAAAGACAUUGACCUCUUCAAACAUUUGGUUCCUAUCACUAGCACUGUGAACAGUUCUGACUCCGUGAGCAUUUCACAUCAAACCACUCCGGAAGAUUUUGUUUACAUCCCAACAAUUAAAUUAUGCAGACAUUUUGGAAUUUCCAUUUAAACGUUUGUGGGGGGGAAGCAGUAUUGAAGACAGCUCUGUCUAAUGAGUUAAAUGUUUUUACCCAAUACAGUCAUUAGUAGCCAAGAAGUGAUGAGUUGGAAUCGAAAAUCAGUCGAGCAGAUCUGUUAGAGAACAUUUGGCAGUUUCACACUGAUGUGUCUCUACAUACUCAGUAAAGGCAGCUCCUUCGUUGAUGCCGUUUCUCUGCAACUGUUCAACCUGUGGAUUUACAAUCUUGAACCUGCAGCUUUAAAAUGCUCCAAAGUGCUCCUUUCUAUGUCAAGCUCAGCUGUCACGUCUUGCUUUCCCUGUCACAAUAACUACAACCAAUCAGUGCAGCUUGUAAUUCUUUUACAUAUAAUGUUUCUGCUAAUCAUCUAUAUUGUUCUGUUUUAAAUUCUUUUAUCAAUACAGUUAUGAAUAGAGUUUUAGAUGUAUUGAAAAAUACUUUAGCAGCACAGAUAUUUGGCACUUUAGCAGUUUCUUUUUCUUUACCCUCAGAAUCUUCGUAAAUGUCAAAGCGCUCAGUUAUGAAAUGGUUUAAUGGAAACAUUAAAGGGAUUGUUUUUUUUUUUCUUCUCCAUUCUUCUCUUUCUUUCCUGUCCUCUUUUUUCUCUCCUUUAUUGCCUGUCAGGCCUGGCCAAACAAAUAAAAUACAAACAUUAACAAGAAUAGGAUUUGGUAACCUAUAGAGCUGUUCUUGUGAAAACAAAUAUGUUUGGUACAUCAGUGCAUUCGGAUUACCAUUCCGAUUGCAAAAAUUGCCAGACAUGACAGGUUAAAAAAAAAAAAAAAAGGGGGAUUGUUUUGCAAAAAAUCUCAUUUGUGCAGCUUUUACCACAGCUAAUUGCUCAACCAAAACAGGUCUGAUGUUUUUUUCCAGUUUUGUAGAAGUUCAAGGCCUCAAGGCUGCUGCUACUACUCUUUUUAGCUAUGCAAUGUACUUCUGUUUUUAUAGGUAACGGUAUGUCAUACGGUGUGAGAGUCUGUUUGAGAUCAUUUAGCAACUUGAUGCAGUUUGAGGUAAGCAUGUGACGAAUGAGGCGUUCAGUUUAGCACAUUAAAGAAACAUCCUUCAUACAUCAGACAUGUUUUGGGUGAUUGGCUGCAUUUGGUCUUGUAUUUGGAAAGUGUACUUUUUGCCUGUUUCUUUAAGCAGUUUGAAACGAUUGACUGAACGGUUUUAUAUCACUGAAAAAAUGUUUUUCUCAGCCCCGAGCACCAUAUCAUAGUGUUGAACUCACUGUCAGAUUUAAUUCAGUUUAGUUAAGAAGUUGUCAUCAAAUAUAGAACCUAGAAUAUAUAUUCUAUAUUCUAGAAUAUAGAAACCUAUAGAAUCCAAGUUGCGAUAUGAUUUGUUUGUUUGUUACGGUCUCUCCACACUUUAGUCCUUCUGUAGUAUUUAAGUCUGUCUGUGCUUUUAUGUUUUGAGGUGAGAUGAGUUCACGUUAGGUUAUUGCUCCUUUUUUUGUUUGUCUAAGGACCUAGAUAUAGCUGCCUCGGAGACAUUUGUACUUUUAAGCAUAAUAUUGUUCAAUAUUGGUUUGAUUUUUGAAGUCAAUAGCCACAGACACUGUCUUUUCUCACCUUUUUCAACUACCUGAACUUUGACCAGUUUUCCAUUUCCCCAAUUUAGGAGAUGGGUGGUGGUCUUAACAGGGAAUUCCACAAAAUUUUCAGUGUAAUUCAAUCAUUAAGAUAUAAAGUCAUUCAAAUUGGUUUGAUGUGAAAUACUAAUUUAUAGAGAAAUUUAUAUUCAGAAUCGUUCACAGUGGAGCUGAUACGAUCCAGAAAUUCUGAAGAGUUCAGUUCCUUUAAAAGCUGCCCCACAGAAAGUUAUUAUAUGGCAGCCUGAUAUAAUUUUACUAUAGUUUUGAGAAGGUUGAGGGUUAAACUAGUAUAUUCACUCUAGAGAGGUGCAUGCAGGGCAUUGUAAGGUAAAAAAGUCCCCUCAAUUUUUUUUCUGCUUUGCCACUAUUUUAACGUUGUCAGCUUAGAAAGACUUGUGACAAUUAUUACGUAAUCGCAGAUCAUAAUUAUUUGAGCAAAUUAAAAUGAUUUUAGCUGAUCGCAAUGAUUUGCCACAAUUGUUAUCUUUCACAGUCAUAUAUUAAUGUUGCAAAAAACAGAUUGUUGUCAUUUGGUUUGAGGUAAAUAGACGCAAGUAAAAGAAAGCGGUAAACAUAUUUAUUAAGACAGGUUUUAGCUCUUACGAAAACAGCAAAAGUUAUAACUUCUGACACCUUUAGAGGGCACCAGUGAGUAAUAUUUAUUUAUUUAAGCUCAAGCUGUUUCUGUUGUCAGUUGGGAGCUACUAAGUGUCUAUAGUUAAAAAGAUAGAUAAUCAGGUACUUUGGCCAUUUUUGUUUAAUACCUUGAUUGACCGCAAUUAUUGAUAUGGUAAUAAAUCAUAAGCAAAUAUUUUAUUAUCAUGAUGGACCUAUUUAUGGCUGUAUUUGUGGUUCACCCCACCAUAAAGAAAUACAAGCCAGCAGCUUUCUCUACAACGAACCAUUUUACAUUAAACCACUCUGAAUGAUUUAAUUAUGCUGAAAUUGUGAAAAAUCUGUGAAAUUCUGCUUUAAUAGAGCCAAAAAGGAGAACCUGUGUAUACUAUGCUGCCCUCUGCUGUCCACUAACUGGAGAAACAGGGCCUUAAGAAUGUAAUGCAGCUUCCUUUCAUGUGUUUGUGCUGUCGUUGCCAAUGAAACACUACCGACAAAUCGACCUCACCUCAGUAGGAGGGUUUUCUUGAUCUUAUCAUCAGUACUAGUGACACAUGGGUUUUCCAGUAAGUACAGUAGUCAAAUUCAUCACGAAAGUGCCACAGAAAUGUUUGAAUGUAAAAGUCAUUUUGCCAUGCACAACAUCCUGCGAAUUCCACCUGCACUCGUUCAUUUAGGGGUUAUGAUCUAGAGCCACAUUGGCACUCAAACGUUGAAUAUGUUCUAGUAUUCUAAAAUAUGUUAGCAAUAUGUUAUUUUGUGUUUAGAUCUGUAGGCUAAGUGGAUUUACACUGCUCUGUUUUGUUCAUUGACCGAAGUGCAGUGGACAGGCCAAGUUAAACUGAUCUCAAACAUUAAACGAAGAACUGAACCAGGAUGUGUUUUCAUGCAUGCCGGCACUAUGACGAUGUGCUUUUUUUACAUUCAGACACUCAUGUUCAUACUUACUGCUGAAAUUAUGUUUGGGAGAUACUUUGCUUUUGAGACCAAAUAAAUUGUAUUUUCAAAA